Taeniopygia guttata (zebra finch) is the source of this 3454-nucleotide messenger RNA. The record is from RefSeq and is a predicted model, not a curated record. Lineage: Eukaryota; Metazoa; Chordata; Aves; Passeriformes; Estrildidae.
AGACCUCAUUGAUUUUACUAGAAUAAUUUCACAACACACAAACAAACCAGGACUGGUGCUGCUGUCGGGAGAGGAAGGAUGUCUGCAAAUGAGAGCUGUAGGUGUCAGCCCCAGGGCUUUGCUGGAUCAUGUUUGUCUGUCCCUUGCCCUGGUGGAGAUCCAGUGUCACCUGCACGUUGUGGCAAUCAGGUCACCUUCUGCCCUGGGGCAGGUGCCAAAUGCUGAGUAUUAAAGGAAUCAACACGACUGUAGGGCAGGAGCAACAGGCCAGCAUGAAGGAAAAACAAGUGUUAGAAGAUUUGGAAAUGCACCUUGCAAGGAGAGACACGGAGGCCCUCUUCCAAGAGCAGCCUGAGACUGGGAACCAGUACUUGGAAGACACUUUGCUUCAGAGUUACUUGAAAACACACCUUCCUCCCAAGGUCCUGGAGGAGCUGCAUCAGAACCUGGAGAGGUUUGGAAACUGCUUGCUGACCAAGAUCCAGCCUCUGAGCUGGGAAUGUGAGCUGAACCCCCGGUUCUGGCACUACAGUGCUUGGGGGCAGCACGUGGAUCACACUCACACCUGCUCAGCGUGGAGGAGGAUGAAGGAGAUUUCAGCAGAAGAAGGGCUGAUUGCUGAGGCCUAUGAGAAAAGAUAUUCCAAUUGGAGCCGCUUGUACCAGGCUGUCAAACUGUACUUGUUCUCAAGCUCCUCUGGAGGUUUCAGCUGUCCACUGGCCAUGACUGAUGGGGCAGCCAAAGUCAUUGAGUCACUGGGUAUUCCUGGAUCUCUGAAAAAUGCUUUUGACCAUCUGACAUCCCGUGACCCUGAGAAGUUCUGGACCUCUGGCCAGUGGAUGAUGGAGUGAAGGGGUGGCUCAGAUGUUGCAAACGGCACCAAGACUGUGGAGAAGCAGCCAGAUGGCACCUAUUGUCUGUACGGAUUCAAAUGGUUCACAUCAGCAGCUGAUUCUGAUAUGGCAUUAGCCCUGGCCAGGACAGCAGAUGCUGAAGGACAGGGCUCCAGAAGCUUGUCCCUAUUCCUGAGGGUUUGGGAUGAGGAGGGGAAGCUGAACAACAUCCAGGUGCAAAGGCUGAAGGACAAGCUGGGCAUGAGGAAGAUGGCAACAGCAGAGCUGUGGCUGCAAGGAGCCAGAGCAGAGCUGGUGUGCAAGAGUUCCCCUGCCCUGGGGACUGGGCUGCCCAGGCUCACUGCAGGUGUGGCACCUCUUCCCUCACUGCCUUCCUGCUGAGCCCAGUCACCCCCAGGAAAGGACAGGAUGUGUUCCUGGUGCUGAGGCUGUUCCCUAGCACAGCAAUGGAGCUGAGAUUCACUGCUCCCCUCCAGUUGUUGUGAAACAAGACAUCUCUGGAGAUAUCCUUGGUAUUCCCUUAUUUCUGCCCUGUGUCCUUGUUCCCUCACAUUCCCUUUCUUUGCUGCAGUCACUGCAAAGGCUCCCUCAUGCUCUUCCAUACAGGUGUUGUCCAUAUGGGAGGGAACAACAAACAACUCCUCCCUGGAGAUGUUGUGACCCCUUGCCAAGAGCAGGUUAUGGCUGUGUUUCUGUCCACAGCUGCAGCCCUGCUCAGCCUGAUCCACCCACCUUGGCAGAGCCUUCUUUGGGGUUUGUGCUCCUGGCUGAGGCUGCAGGGGACAGGCUGAAACUGAAAGUUUUAGUAUUCCAACAAUUGGAAUUGUGUCUUAUAAUUCUGCUCCUUAAAUAGCUCUUCCAAAAGCAGGAUGCAGGCAGUGCUAAUCCUGGGAUCUUUGUGUGCUUUCAGCUCAGCAGUGGGGAGCUUGACACUGUCAGUGUUCCUCAACACAGGUACCAAAAUAAGUGUAUUUUUAACGUGACUCACCUUCCUGAAUCCAAAAUAAUUUUGCGGGUUUGUUUCUUAACCGGAAAAUCACCACAGGACUGCUGAAUAUUGAACCUCACUAGGGCUAUCUACUGCAUUAUGACUUUCUAUUUUUAUUCCCUGAAAAGAUGGAAAGAGCCAAAGGAAUUCCAUUUCUGCCUCUUUGGAUUUGCUGUUCUCUGGCUCUUCCUUUAAAGCUGCUCAGGUGACAGGAGUUCAAAGCAGCUCAGAGUUUUCAUGAAGGAAUAUCCCCUGGCUUGGUGCAUCCCAAAAAGGGGACAGGAGACAGGAUCAGAGGGUGUUGUCUCAGAAGCGACAUUAUUAAUCCAGACACAGCAAUCCAGAUCUUGUUAGCCCAGGCACAGCAAGGGAAUCCUGGCAUCUGGAGGGCUGGAUUUGGUUGUGUGCAGACUUCACCUUCCCACCCAGACCCCGUGAGAAGGGAAGGGUCUGGGACACUGCUCUCCUGCAGCACUGGAGAGUGGACAGAGCUUUCCAGAGCCUGAGUAGUUCUCACAAUGGCUGCAGAUGGCAACUUGUGUCCCAUCUCACCCCUGCAGUUCAGCUGUGCUCUGUACACAGCACCUCUCUGACCUCCAGGGGGGAGGGUCCCCUUGCCAUCCUCUCAGACAACUUUUGAGAAGGGAGAAAUACCUCAAAAGAAUUGGCCACCAAACAAGAAGCCAGAUCUUCUCAGGAGCAGGACUGAGCACAUCUGCUGGGGGCAAAUCCAGUUGUUGGCAAACAGCUGCUUAGGUUGACACUGCAGGUAAUGGAUGGGAAAAUAAAGGAGCUGUGGGGAGGCUCUAAAAUAAUUUGGAAAGAAGCUGCCUUCACAGUCUUACACUGAGCACUAAUUUAAGCAAUCACUCCACAAAGGUGCUGUGCUGUACCCUGGAGCAGCUCCCUGGUGCAGCUGGGAGGGCUCCUCCAGCUGCUCAACAACUGGAUAAUCAGGGAAGAAUUAGGGAGCACAGCGCCGUGAUGCAGAGCAGGGACCUGCAUAGUACUGAGAUUCAUUAAUUAACGAGCUCCUCAGUGCUCCCAUCAAUCACGCUGUGAUGGGCUGGGGGAGGGGGGGUGAGUGCUGGCUUCAAGGUCUCCAAAUUCCAGUAAUGCCACUGCCUUUCCCGUCCAUCCGUGUCACACUGAGGCUGCUGCAUGUCCAGGGAGAGGGGCUCGGUCUGGCUCAGCAGUGUGGAUGUUCCAGUUCUGAUUAGAAUCAGACCUGGCCAGUUUAAGCUUUUCCUUCAUGCCUUGGGCAGCAGGGUGCUGGAAAGGCAGUCUGGGAGGGAUUUCUGUCUGCAGAAUAUUGUAAAAUGCAGGCAAACCCAGUGGGAAGAAACGAUGAUGUCCAACUCCAGUUCAGAAGGCUGAAUGAUUUCUUUAUUAUAACUAUGCUAUAAUACAUUAAUAGACUAUAUAAAGGAAGAUACUAAAACUACAAACCUACUUUCUCUAACUACCAUAUCUAACUCACUACAACUCAUGACCCUGUUCAAAAGAGUCCAGCCCCAGGUGGGUUGGAUUGGCCAUCAGGCUCAAACAAUCCUUACCAGAAUCCAACCAAGCAACACCCCAGGUAAACAAUUCUACAAACACAUUCCACAUG